Messenger RNA from Cladocopium goreaui, 3972 nucleotides. NCBI's taxonomy places the organism in Eukaryota, Dinophyceae, Suessiales, Symbiodiniaceae. The record is from the annotation of a GenBank genome assembly.
GGGCGAGAUGCUAUGCCGGGCCAGGCUUUCUACAAGGACCUGUUGAAUGUGAGUUCCUUCCGGGAGGACAAGUUUCGGGACUUAGCAAAGAAACAAGGGGUACCUCUACCCAAAGUUGAAGACGCUUUGCGGAAGAACAAGGUCCAGCUGGAAACCAAUACGCAGUUUGCAUUGCGCUGGCUUCCCAGCUUCGCCUUGGACUCUCCUACAGAGAAAGAGGCGAAAAAAGAACCGAAGGACAACAAAGAGACAAAUGACAAAGCAGAGGAGAAAGAAGAAUGCAAAGAGGAGGAGGAGGGCGGUUCAUGUGUAGAAGUGAUAGAGGAGAUACACUUAGAAGAAGAAGAGGAAGAGGAAAGUUUCGAGCAAGAUGAACUUGUUGAGCCGACUGACAACACCGACAAACAUGGGAACACAGACGCCCCUGAGAAGCAUGCAAAUGAGGCUGCCCCAGAACAGAACACCAAGGUUUCAGCAGGAAGCAGCUCUGCUUUGGAAGCAAGAAAGACUGCCCUAGAGAGUGCCAAAGACGCAAUUGAAAGCGAGAAAGAAAAUGCAACUACGGCAGCCGCAACGGAAGCAGAGAAACAUGUUGAAAAAAAUUUUGAGGAAACAAAGCAUGGCUUGAAAGUAGCGCCGCGAGACAUGGAUGAAACUCGCCCUCCCCAGAAACAGACCACUGAGACUUCCAAAACCGAGACAGUCACUGAAGCACCAGAACCAGAGACUCCCAAAGCCGAGACACCUCAAGUCAGUGCAGCACUUCCCGGCAAGGAAGAAGACAUGACCGAUGAUCGACCAAAGCCAGAUGCUGCUACCUUUGCCAGGACAAAAACCACUAUGGCCGUUAAGCUCUUGAAAGCCCAAGGUUUCAAUAGCCUUGUCGAGUUGGCCAACAGCUUGACCAUCCAAGUGCAAGAGGUUCUGUUGGCUUUGGAGGGAACUGCAGGAUUUGCAGGAGUCAAGGGAGAUAUUAUCCACAAAAUUUUGGAAAUUGGUGGUUCGCAGGAGAGUGGUGAUUCUGUCCAUGUUGAAUUGGGGAAAGAAGACAUGGAAGUUGAAAGUGAUCCCGAGAAAGAAGAAAAAGGCAAAUCAACCAAAGGAACUUACCAGGAGCAGCGCCGCCUACGAGCUGAGAUGAAGCCAAAGAAGAAGAAUGCCGAGGAAGAAAGGACUGAGAAUGCUUCGAAAGGUAAAGGCAAAGGGCGGGGGAGGGGAAAAGGACGAGGACGUGGUAGGGGCAAAAGGGCACCCAUUGCCCCUGCUGAUGAAAACGAUGGCCAUUCACAUGAGGCUGAAAUAGAUGAGCAGGACCAACUGAUGAAGUUCGAGCGACAACAGGAACCAGAAAAAUCGAACCCGGCACCCAAACGCAAACGAACCAAGUCUGUGAAGAAUGCAAACCAGGGUGAGGGCCAGCAUGCAGAUGGAUCUGGAGAUGGGAAGGGGAGUUCGAAAGACACAGCAGAGGCAAGCCAGGUGACCCCGAAGGAAAGGAAUGAUGAAGGAAUGGAAAACACCGCAAAGAAGCCUAGAAAGGGAAAGGAAAUGCGCACCAAGAACCUCAAGAAAGUCCGGGAGCUGGCACAGUCUUGGAAACAGGACCCGCCGGAAAGUGAGAUCAUCAAAGAGCUGUACGAAGUGGGACCUGGCCCGUUGCCUUUGCAACUGGACCAACUUCAUGGAGAUGGUGUGAUCCUUUCCAGCAUGCCGUCUGUGCCAUGGAGGCAAAGUACUUUGGCCUUGACGGCCACAGCGGACUUGACCAACUUUGAUGUCUUUGCUGGAAAACGAGCUAUUGAAACUCAGUUCAGUGGAAGCCCCAGUAUCAUCAUCCCACCCGGCUUAACCAUAUGGCCCUCCUCGGCUGCUGCGAGGUUCAAAUGGAUUCGCUACGUCAAAGCCCCAGCCUUUGAGUUGAUAGCAGUUCGAACCAUACUUCUGGUGAUCCUUGUCAAACGCUCGGGAGCCUUCAAAAAGGCAGGCUUGAAAGAGCUGGACCAAUUCGUUUCCAAGGCUCAGUUCCCCAUCGUCGACAGCGACUCCUUCGCAAGAGGACUACUACCAGGGAAGUUGGUCCCAGUGGCGAAAUGCAAGGAGGCUGACCAGACCCCCACUCCCGAGGAGAAAGCUGAGGAAAGCAAGGAGGCUGAUAAGACAGCCACUCCCAACCAGAAGGUUGACAUGAAGGAUGCUGACCAGACCCCCACUCCCGAGGAGAAAGCUGAGGAAAGCAAGGAGGCUGACAAGACACCCACUCCUGACCAGAAGGUUGAUCAAACCCCCACUCCCAACCAGAAGGUUGAACAAAAGGAGGCUGACCAGACCCCCACUCCCGAGGAGAAAGCUGAGGAAAGCAAGGAGGUUGAAAAGACCACCAUUCCCGACCAGAAGGUUGAAAGCAAGGACACUGACAAGACAAAGAUUCCCGAGGAGAAAGCUGAGGAAAGCAAGGAGGUUGAAAAGACCACCAUUCCCGACCAGAAGGUUGAAAGCAAGGACACUGACAAGACAAAGAUUCCCGAGGAGAAAGUUCUGGAAAGUAAGGAGGCCGACAAGACCCCCACUCCCCAGCAGAAAGUUACCCCUCCCGAGGAGAAGGUGACAGGAACCAAUGCUGAGAAGACUGCCAAUUCAAACGAGGUUAAGAAAAGCAGCACCCCUGAGGAGAAGGCAACAGGAGCUGAGAAGACCAGCAAUUCACAGGAGCAGGCGUCAGGAAGCAACCCCGAAAAGAAGGAGGAGAAGGCCGGAAGCCCAAAGGAAGAACAAGACACAAAAAGGAAACAAGAGAGCGAACUCAGCAAUGGUAAGAGUAAGGAAGCACGAGUUGAAGGACAACAAAAAUUAGCAAAGAAAGAAGGCGAAGGAAAAGAAGUCGACCAAGCAGAGCACGAGGAGACACCAGAGGAAAAGGCAAAAAGAGAAGCGCUGGAAUUGAAGCGCAAAGCAGCUCAUGCCAGGUACAUGAGCAAAGGGUUGAAUUCUGUGCUGUACGAAGCAUGGAGUUCUUGUGGGGAAGGGCAGUGGCAGACUUCGAAGUUCUACUUGAGCAUCAGGGAGAGACAUCAGUCCCGCCGCAGGGGAACCAGGAAGUGGUUGAUGCGAUGGGAACUGGAAGGAAAGUUUGGCAAUGUCAUUGCUGACCAAAUUAUCACCCGCAAAGAAAUGGACCAGGAACUUGCCAAAGCUGAAGUUCGAUAUCACCCAGAGUUGCCGGAAGAAGAGGCAACAAAGCAGUAUUUGACCUUGGUUGAAGACUGCGAAGAAGAAGAGCACAUGGAAGAAAUUGACCGGUUGUUCAGUGCACUUGACAAAGACAGCAGCAGCAGCUCAAGCAGCUCUAGCUCGUCCAAGAAAAAGAAGAAGAACAAGAAGUCAAGCAAGGACCACCCGAAGAAAGAGAAGAAAGAUCCCCCCAACAAGGAACCGGCCAAAGACAAGAGCAAGAAAAGCAAGAAAGAAAAGAAGGUCAAAGCUGAGAAGGCUCCCAAGGAAAAGGAUGAGCAGAAAGAACAGGUCAAGCAAGCUAAGAAGGUGACAUCUGAGUUAAUCCGGCAGUGUGAUGAGGCAAAGAAAGGCUUAGAGACCGCGUGCGAGCCCUUGAAGAAGAAACCCAAAAAGGAACCUACGAAAAUCAAGAUCCCCAUCAAAUUCCCUGACGAUUCAAUUUCUGAUGUUGUCAUGCCCAUGCAGCUGCCACUUGAUAUCUUGAAAUACUUGCUCACUGAGUGUCCUUUGGUGGACAUUUACUUCUUUGAUGUGGAGAUGUUGAAACAUUGCACAUUACAUGUGCUAAAUCUGGGACUCCUUGGAGUUUCCAAUGGUUCAGCCCUGAGUGGUAUCAAUCGAUACUUCGGAUUGACAGAGCGCGCCUCCAGAAUCUUGAAGCUCUUCACCAUUGCUGCGCUGGGGCAAUUGGCGGAUGGGAGAUGGUCUCAAAGGAGCGUGACUGCCAAGCGAGAAUUGACG